Molecule: messenger RNA, 4560 nt
Organism: Apus apus (common swift)
Lineage: Eukaryota; Metazoa; Chordata; Aves; Apodiformes; Apodidae
Gene: ZRANB3
Product: zinc finger RANBP2-type containing 3
Exons: 21
Coding region: 406-3732 (1108 amino acids)
Biological process (GO): replication fork processing; DNA repair
Cellular component (GO): nuclear replication fork
Molecular function (GO): ATP-dependent chromatin remodeler activity; ATP binding; endonuclease activity
Source: RefSeq, a predicted model, not a curated record
AGCCCGGAGCCCGCCAAGGUGCGCGGUGGGCCGGGGCCGUCAGCGGCCCCUCGGGGCAGCGGGGGGCAGGAGGGGCCGUUCCCGGCCUGUUCCCUGCCGUGUCGCCGCGGCGUGAGGCGCGGUGGCCGGGGAGGGGGCGGCCUCGGACCCCCCUGCGGGUGGGGCUGGGAUCGCGGCCUGGCCCCGCGGAGCAGCGCGGUGUGACGCCCUGAGGGGCUGCGCUUGGGGGUGCCCGAGGUGGGGCUGGCUCGUUAGAAAGGGCUGAGCUUCUAGGUGACUCUCGUUCUUCCUCAGUCCGUGUUUGUGGCAGAAGCUUCUCGCUAGUGCAGCUCGCCCUGGCUGCUGGGUUGUGGCAGCCCCUUCUCAGGUAGUUCUGCUGUUGCAGGACGCUGCUGAGUCCAGGAAAUGGCGUUCAACAUGGCUAAUACACUUCAGAAAACACCUACAGUUAAAGCUUCUCCUUCAGAAAAUGUUGAUGCUAAGUUGUCCUUUCUACCUGAAAGACUGAGGAAGAAACUGCUUCCUUUCCAAGAGGAAGGCAUUAUAUUUGCACUUCAGAGAAGUGGCAGGUGUAUGAUUGCUGAUGAGAUGGGGCUAGGUAAAACAAUUCAAGCAAUUGCCAUUUCCUACUACUAUAAAAACGAAUGGCCUCUCUUAAUUGUAGUGCCUUCAUCUCUGAGAUACCCUUGGGUUGAUGAGAUGGAGAAGUGGAUUCCAGAACUCUCUCCAGAUGAUAUUAUCAUAAUUCAGAACAAAACUGAUACUGGGAGAAUAUCAACCAGCAAAGUGACAAUUCUGGGGUAUGGCCUGUUAACAUCUGAUGCACAGACUUUAGUAGACACUUUGUACAGGCAGAACUUUAAAGUAGUUGUGAUUGAUGAAUCGCACUAUAUGAAAUCUAGAAAUGCCACCCGCAGCAAGAUUCUGUUGCCAAUUGUGCAGAAUGCUGUUAGAGCUGUUCUUCUCACUGGAACUCCUGCACUAGGAAGACCUGAAGAGCUUUUCAUGCAGAUUGAGGCACUUUUUCCAAGAAGAUUUGGAACUUGGACUGAAUAUGCCAAAAAAUACUGCGAUGCUCGUGUCAGGUUUUUCGGUAAAAGAACUCAAUGGGACUGCAGAGGAGCUUCAAAUUUAGAAGAACUACAUCGACUUCUAAGUGAAAUAAUGAUCAGAAGACUGAAGAAUGAUGUUCUAACUCAGUUGCCUCCCAAAGUUAGGCAACGUAUUCCAUUUGACCUCCCACAAGCUGCAGCCAAGAAUUUGAAUGCCACUUUUGCAGAGUGGGAGAAAUUAAUGAGAAAUCUGAAUUCAGAUGCCACUGAAAGCCACUUUACUCAAGUCAUGAACCUGAUCACGCGCAUGUAUAAAGAAACAGCCAUUGCCAAGGCAGGAGCAGUAAAGGACUAUAUCAAAAUGAUGAUUGAAAAUGACAAACUGAAAUUUCUAGUUUUUGCUCACCACUUAAGCAUGCUUCAAGCCUGUACGGAAGCAGUUAUAGAAAAAAAGGUUCGCUACAUCCGAAUAGAUGGAAGUGUUCCUUCUGCAGAAAGGAUACAUCUGGUCAAUCAGUUCCAGAAGGAUCCAGACACCCGGGUUGCUAUUUUGAGUAUUCAGGCAGCUGGUCAGGGUUUAACUUUCACUGCUGCUACUCAUGUUGUGUUUGCUGAAUUAUAUUGGGAUCCAGGCCACAUUAAGCAAGCAGAAGACAGGGCACACCGAAUUGGGCAGUGCAGUUCUGUGAAUAUUCACUUUCUGAUUGCAAAAGGAACAAUGGAUACUCUUAUGUGGGCGAUGCUGAAUCGCAAGGCCAAAGUUACAGGAAGCACCUUGAAUGGCAGGAAAGAGAAAAUGCAAGCUGAAGAAGGUGAUAAGGAAAAAUGGGACUUCUUGAGUUUUGCUGAGACCUGGACCCCAAAUGAAAGUCUAGAAGAUCCCAAAAAUGAACUUUUAUUUACACACUUUGAAAAGGAAAGACAGCACGACAUACGCUCUUUCUUUUCCCCAAAAUCCUGCACUGAGAAGAAACGCAAAAUGUUUUCUAGUAAUGAAUCAUUACAAAAUGAUCCAGAGUCAUCUGAGGCCACAAAAGAAGAGGAUGCAGAGAAGAGCAGUGAAAACCUGGAUUCCACAAGAAUAAGUGAUGUGGACAUACUUUGUCUGGAAAGUACUUGUGAACGUGAAACUAAAAGAGCAAGAGGCAUUAGUGGAUCUACUCCAGUCAGCUCUAGUAAGAAAAAGAAAACAUCUCUGACUGGAGAAAGGCCCUCUUUGUUUUCAGAAAAAAACAACAAAGUCUUUCCUUCUGACUUAAGUACUCCAAGCAAAACUACAGCUUUAGAGGAAGUUUGGCACUGUGGUGUUUGCACUUACAGUAAUAACAACUUGCUCCCUCACUGUGAAAUGUGCAAUUCCCCUCAAAGCAGGAAAGUUGAGAGAAACUGUGAAGCUUCCACUAGCCAGGCUGAGGAAGGUGUGUCAAAGGAGUCCAGAAGGGAAGAGAGAGCAGUGAGCAGUGUUGAAGAUGAAAGAGAGGAUUUUGGGGAAAUGGUGACCCAGCAAUCUGAUGAAGUCAGCAAACAGGAAGCUGUUGAAGUUGAAAAUGAAGGAAGUGAAAGGAAGUGUGAAGGACAAGUAGAUAAAUCAGACAUGUUUCCAAUAUAUGAUGGGCUUAUGUUUUGUGCAAGCAAGAAUACUGACAGAAUUCACCUCUAUACAAAGGAGGGUGAACCACUGAAUCAUAAUUUCAUUCCGUUGGACAUACAGCUGGAUAACUGGGAGGAUUUACCAGAAGCUUUCCAGCAGAAACGAAAUCGUUCAAUGAUACUGAGGUUUGUGAAAGAAUGGAGUCAUCUAACAGCAAUGAAACAGAAAAUCAUCAGAAAAAGUGGUCAGAUAUUUUGUAGUCCUAUUCAUACUGCAGAGGAGUUGUCUAAAAAGCAGUCAGUGGUCAGCAGCACAAAAAGGUACGUGACCAAGGAGGAUGUAGCAGCAGCCUCGCUCAGCAAAGCCAGCAGCAGCGGGGGCAGCGUGCGCCUCAUCUCCAGAGACGGUGAGAUUUGUCUGAAGAAUCCAAGUGCAUCUAUUGACCAAUCAGGUCAUUCUGCAAAGUUGCUUUCAGGAAAGGAAGGCGGCCUUUCAGUACUCAGUUCAGCCCAGCCUGGAGCUGAAGGCUCCUCCCCAUCCAAAGGCUAUUUGCAAGCCUUGGACAGCCAAGGGAACCCCCUGUGCCUCAGCUGCCAGCAGCCAACAGCUCAGCUUGACCCAGGCUGCCAGGCCCGUGCCUGGGACACACGGUUCUGCUCCCUUGCCUGCCAGGAGGACUUCUUGAUUCGCUCUAGUCAGAGCUACCUUAGGACUAAAGUGUUUGAAAUUGAACAUGGUGUUUGCCAGUUUUGUCAUCAGAAUGCCCAGGAGCUUUAUCUCAGCAUCAGAGGAGCGCCCAAGAGUCAGCGGAAGAAGCUUCUGGAGAGUUCCUGGAUGUCUCACCUUCCACUUGGGCAGCUGAAUGAGAUGCUAACGAACCCCACAGAGGGCCAGUUCUGGCAGGUGGACCAUAUCAAGCCCGUUUACAGUGGAGGAGGACAGUGCUCCCUGGAAAACCUGCAAACUCUGUGUACCAUCUGCCACAGAGAGAGAACUGCAAAGCAGGCCAAGGAAAGAAGCCAGAUGAAGAGACGUUCUUCAGCGACGAUGUAUGGCUGUGAUAUCACCAAAUUUUUUGUGAAGAUGUAAGAUGCAAAAUAUAUUUAGUUACAGCACAACUCAAAAAUGGGUAGCAUUGUAUAGCUUUCCUCAUGCAGUGACUUGAAAAAAAUCCUUGCAGUCUAGCAUGCUGUUGGUAGAGGGAAGAAAAUGCCGAGUUGAAACCAAGAAAUCAUUUAUAUUAUGAUGGUCAGAGGGCCCUGGGUGAGUGCAUCCAAGGUACUUGAUUAUGGUUAUAUUUUUAUGACCCCAUAGUUUAAAUUCCUGAGUGUAAACUUAGUGCCAUUUUGAAGCAUUAUUGUUUGCCUGUUACAGGGUAGGUCUAACUGCAAGAAUUUGAGGAAGUUCUGUUGAAACUUCCAUUAGUCUUAAAGGGUUCAGUUGUACUGGGGACAUCAUGGACCAAACAAGACACUUAGCUGCAAUUAUUUUCUUUGUUCUCGUAUCAAAAUUACUGGAGAAAAUACAGGCUCUGACUUCUAUUAUGUAAAAAAAUAGCAAAAGUGAGUGAUUUGUCUCUUCUAAAACUGUUUCAUACCUACAAAACAUUUUAAUAGCAGCCUUGGGAACGCUCUCAGCAGCUAGGAGAGGCCAACUGUUGGCCCAGGGCCAGAUGUUUAAGGCUUUUGCGUUUAGAAAUAAUGUCUGCUGAAAUCUGUUUUUUCUUAAACCAGCUUGUAUUAAAAAUUAUAAUGAUAGAGAACAACAAAUAUUACUAAUUAUCUCAAUAAAGGUAGUUUCUGGCAAAUGCUGCAGGCAGUCUCUUCAACAAGAUUGCAGAUGCUGGGUCUUUUGGUCUGUGUAUGUGGCUUUCUUUUCAGUUACUUCAAAUAAAUACAGUUCUGUUUUUCCUGGUGA